Tuber aestivum (summer truffle) is the source of this 2411-nucleotide messenger RNA. Lineage: Eukaryota; Fungi; Ascomycota; Pezizomycetes; Pezizales; Tuberaceae. The record is from the annotation of a GenBank genome assembly.
AUCGCCCGCUACCAAUCUGUGGCUAGGAUUCCACUUGGCUCUUUCCUCUAGCUUCCCCAAAUCCCCAGAUUCACGGGUCUUGCCAAUUUCGGUUGCGCAAUCACUGGGAAGUUUGCAUAUUCCGCCUCCGUAAUCACCCCGGCCCUGCUUCUCAUAGAGAUAUCUCAACGCUCCGAGCGUGUCCUCGUCACCGUCCUCGAUCAAUUUGCUCUUUAGGUCGUCCAGGCACUUUCUGGCUUUCUCCCCUUCGUUUUCAAGGUUCGCUCUAUAGGUAUGGAGAGCCACGGCGGUAUUAAGGUUGCAAAGCUCUUCCAUGAGCAGGGCGGUUACCGUAAUGGUUGUGCUAUGGGUUUUCCCUGAGGUGUUGCAAAUAUUGAUGAGUUUUAUAUAGGCUUCUUUGAUUUCGGUAAUGUUUCCCCGCUUCUCUACCCGCUGGAGAUUUUUGAUCUUUCGAUGUGUCUCGUUGACGACGUAUGACACCCCGGGCAGUUUGUCGGCUUCGGAAAAAGGUGGGAUUAUGAGUGCAUAAGCCUCCUGAUGAUUGCUGGUUACUCCGGACUCGGUUAUGAUCUCGGCGAGUUCUCGGAAGAAAGCAUUUUCGAGCUUGAAAUUGAACUGUUCGCUAGGCUCGCUUUCAUGAAUGCCGGAGGGGUUUGCAGUUCUGGACUCGGUUUUGCCGGUGAUGGACCGAACAACGCCCGCGAUUUCCCACAUGAAAGAAGAUAAUAUCUCUUGAGCACACAUUCGCCGAAGAGGACCCUCAGAUGCGAAAACAAGCGAUUCCUUGCCACUAGGCUUGGUACCCACGAUGCGAUGGGAGGCAACAGAUGUCGAGCCCUCGGUAGUGCUGCGCUUUAUUUGUGCAGUUUUGGAGCGUUCUCUCGUCUUGAGAGCUAUCGUCUGGCCGGACUUUUUUGCAUUCUCCAGCUCGCGGGUGUCCACCACCACAAACCUUCCUCCUCGAUCCAUCCACCACUCGCAAUCGCGAAUGAGGAGGGGAUUCGAGGAUCCAAGUACCCGUAAAACCGUCGGGGUUCCACGCCCAUGAUCCGAAGAUGACCUGUCCUUAUCGGGAGUGUCCUCCGGGGCCUGCUCGUAAUUACUCAUUCCAUAGCUCCACAAUGAGAUAAUAGCGCAAAGCUCGGAUGAAGAAACAUCCCAUGGGAGCCAAUUUCCCCCAUCCUUACUCCUUGUUGCAGUUACAUCUAUCGGCUCAAUCCCCUGUCCAGCCUCGACCUGAAGGGUCCACCGAAAAACCUCGGAACCCACGAAGCUCUCCUCGAAAAUGAUAGCGUGUGAGGUCACGAAACAUGUCAGCAGGGAUCGAAGGCAUUUAGUGAGCUCUAGUGCAAAAGAGUGAGAGAGCCCUUUCCAUUUCGUAAGGCGUCCGAGUUCCUCCCGCGUUUUUAGUAUUGUUUCGGCCAUGGGUUCACCAGUCCCUUUUUGAUAAUCUUUUUCUUUGCCAUAUCUCCGCAUAGUUAACACUUCCCAACCAGGAUCGCCAUCCCCAUCGUCACCCCCAUCCGGGCCAUCGUGUUUGCCAUGAAGUUCCCCGGAUUCCCAGAGAUUCUCCGGGGAUGUCCCAAACUUUACUGCAAGCCAAUCGAUUUCAUAAUCUGUCGGCACGAUUCUAGCCCCAGGCCGCGCAGACAUAUUUCGACGAAUCCAAGUUCUCGCAGCAGUCAUCGCUAAAGUUACACCCAACUGUGUAACGGGCGCUGACCAGUGCAGAGCACGAAUUCCGACAAACUGGGUUACAAAGCCAACAAUACUGAUAAAUGACCCCGCAAUGGUCAGAUUCUGGAAGGAGAGAGACGCAGUCAAAGUAUGCUUUGUAGAACUUGAGUUCUCUAAGGAAGAUGUGUAUUUUAUGUGGCGGGAAGUGGUGAGUGUCCUACGUUCCCCUUCACCGAAGAUGGCAUAUGACCCGAAAAGCUGAUCGUUAACAGUUGAGCUCUUUUGCAGCCAUAGAAUCUUAAAGUUUUUAUCAGCUACCCAGGUGGUUUCUAUAGAUGAGGCUUGCACUACAUGCGAACAUGCCAUCAUCCCUAGCACUAACAGAAGAGUCCCAGAUGCCAUAAGGGGGUAGGCAUAUUCCGAAUUUUCCUUCUCCUUCAAUCUAAGCCCGGGGUGAUAAUGUACGACCCCAAUGAAGACUAGGGAGCCAGACUGAAGCGCAACGCCCAGAAGAGCGAAUAACCAUAGUUCCCACUGUCUCUUGAUUUCACAGAAGUUUAAUGAUAUGUUUGGGGCACUAGCGGAGGUGGUGAGCCUUGAUGUGUUCCGAGGAUUUCUUCCCCACCGGCCCCCCGCGGUACUUUCGGUAUCUGUCCGCGCCGGACGGGGUUUGGCUGAGGAGCCCUGUAAGGAAAUCCGCGAAAAGAUCCUCGAGAAAAAAUUCUCCUCCCUUG